GCUCUUCGUUCCUUUGCAACACUUUCGCUCCUGCUGUCCACGCGAGAGUUUUAUAUUUUUAUUUUUACAUGCAUAUUUGUUGAUAACUGGUCCUGAGCCAAGUGAACCGCGUUUAACUGCCAGCCAGCCAUGAGCACAAUUUUGGAGAAAAUCGCGGCCAUCGAGUCGGAGAUGGCCCGCACCCAGAAGAAUAAGGCCACCUCGGCGCAUUUGGGUCUCCUGAAGGCUAAGCUGGCCAAGCUGCGACGCGAGCUGAUUUCCCCCAAAGGAGGCGGCGGCGGAACCGGCGAGGCUGGCUUUGAGGUGGCCAAGACAGGAGAUGCCCGGGUGGGCUUUGUGGGUUUCCCAUCCGUGGGUAAAUCCACUUUACUGUCCAAUUUAGCUGGAGUUUAUUCCGAGGUGGCGGCCUACGAGUUCACAACGUUGACAACUGUGCCGGGAUGCAUUAAGUACAAGGGCGCCAAGAUCCAGCUGCUCGAUUUGCCCGGAAUCAUUGAGGGCGCCAAGGAUGGCAAAGGUCGUGGUCGUCAGGUGAUCGCCGUCGCACGAACCUGUAACCUAAUCUUCAUGGUGCUGGAUUGCCUGAAACCGCUGGGUCACAAAAAACUGCUGGAGCACGAGUUGGAGGGCUUUGGCAUCCGGCUUAACAAGAAACCGCCAAAUAUCUACUACAAGCGGAAGGACAAGGGCGGCAUCAACCUGAACUGCAUGGUUCCGCAAUCCGAAUUGGACGCGGAUCUGGUGAAAACGAUUUUAUCGGAGUACAAGAUCCACAAUGCCGACAUUACGCUGAGAUACGAUGCCACUAGUGACGACCUAAUCGACGUGAUCGAGGGCAACCGCAUCUACAUACCCUGCAUCUAUCUGCUGAAUAAGAUCGAUCAGAUCUCCAUUGAGGAGCUGGACGUAAUCUACAAGAUCCCGCACUGCGUGCCCAUUUCGGCGCACCACCACUGGAACUUUGACGAUCUGCUGGAGCUGAUGUGGGAAUACCUGCGGCUGCAGCGAAUCUACACGAAGCCCAAGGGCCAGCUGCCCGACUACAAUUCACCCGUGGUGCUCCACAACGAGCGCACCAGCAUUGAGGACUUUUGCAACAAGUUGCAUCGCUCCAUCGCAAAGGAGUUUAAAUAUGCGCUGGUCUGGGGUUCAUCCGUGAAGCAUCAACCCCAGAAAGUGGGCAUCGAGCAUGUUCUCAACGACGAGGAUGUCGUCCAGAUUGUGAAGAAGGUUUAGACUCUGUGGCAACGAAAACACUUUGAUUAUUUGAUGGCAUUUUUUAUUGGAAAUAAAAAACGAAUGUGCUUUA
Molecule: messenger RNA, 1309 nt
Organism: Drosophila ficusphila
Lineage: Eukaryota; Metazoa; Arthropoda; Insecta; Diptera; Drosophilidae
Gene: 128up
Product: GTP-binding protein 128up
Exons: 4
Coding region: 130-1236 (368 amino acids)
Biological process (GO): cytoplasmic translation
Cellular component (GO): cytoplasm
Molecular function (GO): GTPase activity; GTP binding
Source: RefSeq, a predicted model, not a curated record